AGUUUGCAGCUGCCUCUUGGGAGCGGCAAAAAGGCUCUGCUGCCCGUUGCGGGUCUAUCCGGCUCUGUUCCCGGGGAAAAGCCCUGGGGCCCUUGGGCUGGGUCUAGGAAGGUCGGAGAGCAGCUUGGCGCCUCCGCGGAGGAAAAGGGCGCGCGGAGACGUGUUCGAGUCGGGACCAGAGAGGACCUGCCGGCGCCGCUCGCUCCGGGCCCGCUUGCUUGCCAGCAGUUGCUCCCUCAGUCCUUGGCUCGCGCGCACGCCCCCUCCCGCUCCAGGGAGUAGUUUCGGGUGGCGUGGGCUCCGUCCUCUUUUUGGCUGGUGGGAACAGCGUGCCCAAAAGGGGAAGCCGAGUGGGCCCGGCCCCUCUCAGCCCAGUGCCGAUGAGUGCCCGGGCGCCAAAGGAGCUGAGGCUGGCGCUGCCGCCGUGUCUCCUCAACCGGACCUUUGCUUCCCCCAACGCCAGCGGCAGCGGCACCGCGAAUGCCCGCGACUCGGCUGCAGGAGGCGGCGGCGGCGGCACCUGCAUCACGCAGGUGGGACAGCAGCUCUUCCAGUCCUUCUCCUCCACGCUGGUGCUGAUUGUCCUGGUCACCCUCAUCUUCUGCCUCAUCGUGCUGUCCCUCUCCACCUUCCACAUCCACAAGCGUAGGAUGAAGAAGCGGAAGAUGCAGAGGGCUCAGGAGGAAUACGAGCGGGAUCACUGCAGCGGCAGCCGCGGUGGCGGGGGGCUGCCCCGGGCAGGCAGGCAGGCCCCAAACCACGCAAAAGAAACCCGGCUGGAGAGGCAGCCCCGGGACUCUGCCUUUUGCGCCCCCUCCGACCCCUCGUCGUCGUGCUCCUCUUCGUCCCCUGGCCUGCCGUGCCAGGGUUCCUGUGCUCCUCCGCCUCCACCGCCAGCCUCCAGUCCACAAGGAGCACACGCAGCCUCCUCCUGUUUGGACACAGCUGGCGAGGGCCUUUUGCAAACGGUGGUACUGUCCUGAUUGUCUAAGCCCCUCUCUUCCUCCCCUUCCUCGUUUCCAGCAUCUUUGCCAUCCUUGCUUUUUUCCUCCUUCUUCCCUUUCCCGUUUUCCUCUGGCCCCUCUUUACUCUUCCUUGUUUCCUUCUCCGCCCUCCCCUUACUCUGUUUCUCCUCCGCCGAGGCACUGUGCGGUAUUUGUAAAUAUUGGGCGAGGAAAGUCUCGGAAGAAGAACUAACGCUGAUAAUACUUUAUUAAUAUUUAUAGUAAUUAUUAUAAUACUAAUAACACAAUCCAAGCGCAUGACAAAUCACAUAAUUUCUCAUUGUCAAUGAAGGAUGCAUCUUCCCACACCUCCCUGUGCUCCCUUCAGUAAGGAGGAGAAACCAAACAAGCUACCAAAUAUAUAAAAGGCAUUGACCACCGGAGCAAAGGGAGAGGAGGGGGCCCGGUAAUGUACAUAGCUGUCAAGUUAAGGUUUAGUUUCUUUCCUUCCCCUCUGUCCGCUAAGCUUUCACUUUUCUUUAGCUUCCCUCCUCUCCCCUCCCCAUUCCCACCCUCAGCCGGGCUCAGGCAAUAGAAUAUUAUAAAGAAAACGUCUACAUUAAGCACCAGGACUCCAAGAGGCCACAGAGAAAGUCCCAGAAAAGCGUUUAUGAGAGGUACCCCUCUCCAGUCCGUCCUUUUCUUGGUUAACCGUUACUUUUUCCAGAGUAGAGCACUUCAUUUACUUCUUAAAAAUGUCCCUCGCUGGCCGAGCAUAAAUACGUUAAAAUCUUUAAAUGAGUUUAAAAAAAACAACAAAUCUAACGCUUUCACUCCCUGCCCCGCCCCUACUUGUGCACUUUGGACUUGUGACAUUUUCAGGAUGUACAGAGAAUCCGUGAGCUGUCCAGCCAAGUCUGGUGCUGAAAUCGCCUCCCUGUACUGGUUACUUCCUCUGGUUGUGCAGGCGGAGGAGGGGCUGUUUUGGAAAGUGACUAUUCUGGCUUUUGGUUGGUUUCUUUCUUCUUUUUAUACAAUUGGGCUAGCGUGUACUAUUGGUUUUCUUCUUCUUAAACAUUGCAUACGUUACCAUUUUGUAAAAAAAAAAAGUAUUAGGUGAUGUGCAGUACUGAAAUUGCAGUAUCUAACCAACUAGAAUGUUUCCGUUUUAUUUUUAGAACAAGUGCACCUUUGUUACAUAUUUAUUAUAUUGGUACCAAAUACAGAAGAAAACUAUAGUUCUGUACUACAUCCUCCAAACUGUGUAUUCUUGUUCUUAAUUUCCAGCUGUUGAUAUAAUGGUUACCACUGGAAGAGAAAUUCAGUGGUGCAGACCUGGCUUCUCCUGUUUCCAGAAGUGUUCUUUUGUACCUUACUCUGUAGUAGACUGUUAUAAAAAGAUGAUGCACA
This is a messenger RNA of Propithecus coquereli (Coquerel's sifaka), 2354 nucleotides long. Its product is annotated as chromosome unknown open reading frame, human C11orf87. Lineage: Eukaryota; Metazoa; Chordata; Mammalia; Primates; Indriidae. Bases 381 to 983 code for a protein of 200 amino acids. The record is from RefSeq and is a predicted model, not a curated record. The transcript has 2 exons.